Striga hermonthica is the source of this 1141-nucleotide messenger RNA. Lineage: Eukaryota; Viridiplantae; Streptophyta; Magnoliopsida; Lamiales; Orobanchaceae. The record is from the annotation of a GenBank genome assembly.
GACGCGGAAGUGGUCAAGGAGUUCGACCAAGCGGUCGAGGAGAGACAGUGCGAGGUGCGUGACUUGCUCGAAGAGUUCGACCAGGUCCUCGACGAGCCCAAGGGGCUUCCGCCACACCGAGAGUUCGACCACCGCAUACCUUUGGUCGAGGAAGGUCGAGCAGUGCACGUGCAUCCGUAUCGAUACGCACACUUCCAAAAGACAGAGAUCGAGCGACAGGUGGGCGAGAUGCUCGAGUCCGGGCUCAUCCAGCAUAGCUCGAGCCCGUUCUCAUCACCGGUGUUGCUCGCAAAGAAGAAGGACGGAACUUGGCGAUUCUGCACGGACUACCGCGCUCUCAAUGCGGCUACUGUGAAGGAUCGUUUCCCCAUUCCGAGCGUCGACGACAUGUUGGACGAGUUGGGUGGCGCGCGUUACUUCUCUAAGCUCGACCUGCGCGCGGGCUACCAUCAGAUCAGGUUGGCCAAGGAGGACGUGACCAAAACGGCUUUUCGCACGCACCAAGGGCACUACGAAUAUCUCGUGAUGCCUUUUGGGUUGUGCAAUGCGCCGUCGACCUUUCAGUUUGCCAUGAACUCGAUUUUUAAGAGGUACCUACGAAAGUUUGUAUUAGUAUUCUUCGAUGAUAUUUUGGUAUACUCGAAAACAUGGGCAGAUCAUCUCGAGCACUUGCGAGUUGUUUUGGGGGUUUUGGAGGCUAACUCAUUCUACAUCAAACCGUCCAAGUGCUCGUUUGCUCAAGAGGUGGUCGAGUACCUUGGGCACUUUAUUUCCCAUGAGGGCGUUAAGGUGGACCCAAGGAAGAUCGAGGCAAUGGUGGGAUGGCCGAAGCCCGCGAGCUUGACGCAGUUGCGAGGGUUCCUUGGUCUUACGGGCUAUUAUCGCAAAUUCGUGAAGGACUAUGGUACCAUCGCGAAGCCACUCACCGAGAUGACGAAGAAGUGGGCGUUCAAGUGGACAGAGGCAAGCAAGAAGGCUUUCGAGGAGCUGAAGAAGGCCAUGACGACCACGCCCGUGCUCGCAAUGCCGAGGUUCGAUGUGUUGUUCGAGAUUCACUCGGAUGCGAGCGAUAUUGGAAUCCGGGCUGUUUUGGUGCAGGAAGGACGACCCUUGGCCUAUCUCAGCAAGGCUGUAGCGCCCC